GUGGCUCAAGAACCAUAUUUUUUUUUAGUUUUGUUUCCAUUCUAUCACUCCAAAACUGCAUACGUCUUUUCCUAUUACCUUUCCACUAGAAGCUCCCCUGUUUUCAAGAGCAGUUUUGCUAAACAACCACCCACACCUCCUUCAAGUAUCCAUCUCUCUCUCCCUCUCUCUACUUUUUUUUCACUCUCUCUCUCUUACUCUCUCUCUCUCUCUCUCUCUCUCUCUCUCUCUCUCUCUCUCUCUCAUGGCAGGAAACAGAAGUGCUGAGACCAACAACAAUGGCGGCGGUGGAGCUCUGAACCUGGGGGCGCCUGCACCGCAGAUCAACAGAGAGGCAGUCGCUGAUCCGCCUCGGGUGGUCAAGUACUGGGAGUGCAAGCGCAACCAUGCAGCCCCCAUCGGCCGCUACGCGGUUGAUGGGUGCGGAGAGUUUCUGAAUACUGGCAACCGCGGAACCCCAGGCUCUCUACUCUGCGGCGCAUGCGGGUGUCACCGGAGUUUUCACCGCAAGGAGAUGCCACCCAUCACAUCCCGCAGAGCCAGUACAGCACUCCGCCUCCGGCAUCUCGCUGCAGCGGCUGCCACCAACCCGCAUUUUCCUCCUCCACCGCCAGCCUCGCCUCAGCUGCCGCUGCCCGUGGAGGGAGGGGAGGUGGAGGAGGCAGAGACAGCGAAGCUAACUAAGCGACGGAGGAGCAAGCUGACGAGGGAGCAGAAGAUAAGGCUGCUGAAGUUAGCGGAGAGGUUGGGAUGGAACUAGCUACCUGGCAAGCUGCUUGCUGCAGAAACCCUAAUCUUCACAAGGGAGAGGGAUAUGAUUACAUGGUAGUUUUGGGGUCACGUGGCCUUUGUUAUUGGCAGGUUAAACCAAUUAGAAGGUGCCAUGUCUUCAUCAAGGAAAUUAACGUUGAGGUACCCUUGUGGAGGAGAAGUUAUUAAUUAGGUUUAGCUAGCUAUUAGGGUUUUGUUGUGUGAUGGGCUAGCUCUUUCUUAGUUUGUUUGGUGAGUAAUUAAAGAGAGGCCAGUUCAGCCUGUCUUCUUUCUCCUCGUUUCAAGUGCUAAACUUUCUUGGCUGUUGAAGACGUUUUGGCGUUUUUAGUAA
Molecule: messenger RNA, 1102 nt
Organism: Malania oleifera
Lineage: Eukaryota; Viridiplantae; Streptophyta; Magnoliopsida; Santalales; Ximeniaceae
Product: zinc-finger homeodomain protein 2-like
Exons: 1
Coding region: 245-760 (171 amino acids)
Biological process (GO): regulation of DNA-templated transcription; regulation of developmental process
Cellular component (GO): nucleus
Molecular function (GO): transcription cis-regulatory region binding; DNA-binding transcription factor activity
Source: RefSeq, a predicted model, not a curated record